Molecule: messenger RNA, 738 nt
Organism: Eurypyga helias (sunbittern)
Lineage: Eukaryota; Metazoa; Chordata; Aves; Eurypygiformes; Eurypygidae
Product: pancreatic alpha-amylase-like
Exons: 4
Biological process (GO): carbohydrate metabolic process
Molecular function (GO): alpha-amylase activity; cation binding
Source: RefSeq, a predicted model, not a curated record
AUGGGACUCUACUUGCUCCUGCUCACGGUAGGGGCUUGCUGGGCGCAGCACCACCCCAACACGCUCCCCGGCAGGACGUCCGUCGUGCAUCUCUUCGAGUGGCGCUGGGCCGAUGUUGCGCUGGAGUGUGAACGCUCCCUGGCGCCCAAUGGGUUUGGAGGAGUGCAGAUUUCCCCUCCAAAUGAAAACCUUAUCAUUACCAACCCCUGGCACCCGUGGUGGGAAAGGUACCAGCCCGUCAGCUACAAGCUGUGCACACGAUCUGGAAAUGAAACAGAAUUUAGAGACAUGGUCACCCGCUGCAACCGUGUCGGAGUGCACAUCUAUGUGGACGCAGUAAUCAACCACAUGUGCGGCGCUGGUGCUGGCGGCCACGCUACCUGUGGAAGCUAUUUCAAUGCAAAAACUGAAGAUUUUCCAGCUGUGCCGUAUUCUGGCUGGGACUUUAAUGAUGGGAAAUGUAAAUCUGGAAGUGGAAACAUUGAGGAUUAUCAUGACAUAUCUCAGGUCCGAGACUGCCGCUUGGUCAGCCUGCUUGAUCUGGCCCUGGAGAAGGACUACGUACGCUCAAAGGUGGCCGAGUACAUGAACUACCUCAUUGACAUCGGAGUAGCAGGAUUCCGAAUUGAUGCUGCCAAGCACAUGUGGCCUGGGGAUGUGAAGGCAAUUUUAGACAGGCUGAAAGAUCUGAAUACUACGUGGUUUUCUGCAGGAACGAAACCUUUCAUUUACCAGGAG